This is a messenger RNA of Pleuronectes platessa (European plaice), 3774 nucleotides long. RefSeq lists its product as uncharacterized. Gene Ontology annotation, molecular function: transmembrane signaling receptor activity. The record is from RefSeq and is a predicted model, not a curated record. Bases 45 to 2963 code for a protein of 972 amino acids. Gene Ontology annotation, biological process: cell surface receptor signaling pathway. The transcript is spliced from 17 exons. NCBI's taxonomy places the organism in Eukaryota, Metazoa, Chordata, Actinopteri, Pleuronectiformes, Pleuronectidae.
CUACCUGUCUUGAAGUGUGUUUGAGUGGCGCUGCUGGAUGGACCAUGGGGCACUCUUUGCUCUGUGUGCUGUCGUUAUUCUGGCUGAUUACACUCCUCUCCUGUGGAUGCACUGAAUAUGCUGAGCUGACCUUUGAACCCAACUCAACCACUCUAUAUUCUGGGGAGCACAUUCAUUUCACGUGUCACAUGAGAGAAACAAAUGUCAGUGAGUGGUCUUAUGAAUUCAAGUGGAACGACAAACCACUGGUCCCCAUCAAUUCCACUAACGUCCUCAGGAUUCCAGAGCUAACGCCCGACAGGAACGGGGAUUAUGAGUGCAUUGCUCACCAUAACAGCUCAGAAGAGAACAAAUGGAGCAACAGGGCCACUCUUUCUGUGUCAGCACGCACUUUGAAAGCCAAUAAACCCAGGCCCACGCUGACUGCCAAUAACACAACCGUAACAGGAAAGGGAAGCUUAGCAAUGAUCUGCUCUGUGGAUAACGCAGCUGAGUGGAGAUACGACUGGUUCAAAAGAAACUCAGCUCAGAUCCUAAGAUAUAAUGAAACAGAUGAUAAAAUCCGCAUCUCAGAGGAAGGCAUCUACAACUGCAGAGGACGGAGAGGAGACACAACUUUCCUCACAGAGGACAGCAACCUAGUCACAAUUAAGAACAGAGAUUCCCACAAGGCGUCUGUGGCCCUGCAACCUGACUGGUCUCUGGUAUUCAGUGGUGAGAUGGUCACUGUCCGGUGUGAGGUCCCUGCAGAUGUACUGACUGAGUGGGAGUAUGAAUGGACCAAACCCAACUCCAAUACGGUUCCAAAACACAAUGAAUACAGGAUUGUCAAUGCGUCCUCGUCCGACAGUGGAAGCUACAGCUGUUUGGCUAAAGACAAGAAGAACUUGAAUUCCACAACCGAGUGGAGCGAUGACAUCACAUUAACAGUUUAUGAAAGACCAGCAGCUAACCUGAGUGCUGACCACAGAGCCUUUCCAGUAGGGGGCAGUGUGCUCCUGACCUGCUCCGUGGGCCCAGCAUCACAUGGCUGGAAUUAUUAUUGGUACAGAGGUGAGAAAACCUCGGAGCCCCUGAAGGAUGAGGAUUUCAAGUCAAAUGGACAAAGUGGUAGUGCCUCACGUGAAGGACUGUACUGGUGCAGAGGAGGAAAAGGAUAUCCAGUUUACUACACCCAGUACAGUAACUCAGUCGGGAUUCAUGGAAUUGUCAACAACAGAGCUGCUGUGACUCUUCAACCCAACUGGCCGAACAGAUACAGAGGAGAAACCGUCACACUGAGGUGUGAGAUCCAGGGAGGAGACUCUGAGUGGGAGUAUGAAUGGACAGCAACCAGCUCACGUGCAGCUCCCAACACAAAGGCAUUCAGGAUGAGUCUGGGGUCACAUCUGAGCGGCAGCUACUGGUGUCAGGGCCGACUGAAAGGUGCACGACAGAAUUCAACAGGAUGGAGUGUUCCCCUCACGUUGUCUAAUGCGGCUGCACCACGACCUGUCGUCACUGUGUCUCCGUUAUGGCUGACUCGUGGAGCCUCAGUGACUCUCACCUGUGGGGUUCCACAUCCGACUGCAGGAUGGAGGUUCUACUGGUACAGAGCUGACCCGACUUCUUCGUAUCUGGUCCGCAGACAUCGAGAUACACUUGACAUCCAGGAUAGACUCUUUUCAAUGCAGGACCGGGGUUUUCCUAAAAAAAGGUACCCCCAACUGAUAUUUAUGGACAUUCUUAAGUCCAUUUAUGAGCUGCUCCCAGGAAGCAGCGGAGGGACUGAACAAAACUCUUUCGUCAUCCAAGGCCUGACGGAGUCAGCAGGUUAUGCAUGUCGAGCUGGAAGAGGAGACCCUGUGUUUUACACUGAGUACAGUGAUCCAAAAUGGGUCUGGUCUCUGGAUUCCAAUUCGUCAGUGUCUCUCACAGUGAGGCCGGACACAGUGCAGCACUUCAGACAUGACGAGAUCCAUCUGACCUGCAAUGGAAACUCUGAUAAGUGCAGAUUUUGGAGGUUUACUAGAGACAGAUUGUCCUACUCUCAGGAGACAAUCACAAGCUUCACAUGGGCCAUGGAAGAUCUUCCUUCUGGAGUUUACUGGUGUGGAUCUGGAUCAGAGCUCAGCAACGCAGUCAACAUCACUACAGAUUCAGAUCGUGUUAUCCUGGAGAGCCCUGUCCAUCCUGUGACUGGGGGACAGUCUGUUACUCUCGGCUGCUCAUGGUUAAGAAGAAACCUUGAUUCCAGCUUCUCUUUCUACAAAAAUGGUGAACUCCUCCAAAGCGAUGUCAGUUCGAAACUGGAAAUCUCAGCUGUGUCAAAAUCAGAUGAAGGUUUCUACAAGUGUGAACAUUCAGGAUUCUUCUCACCGGAGCGUUGGAUAUCAGUAAAAUAUUCAGAUCGUGUUAUCCUGGAGAGCCCUGUCCAUCCUGUGACUGGGGGACAGUCUGUUACUCUCGGCUGCUCAUGGUUCAGAAGAAACCUUGAUUCCAGCUUCUCUUUCUACAAAAAUGGUGAACUCCUCCAAACUGAUGUCAGUUCGAAACUGGAAAUCUCAGCUGUGUCAAAAUCAGAUGAAGGUUUCUACAAGUGUGAACAUUCAGGAUUCUUCUCACCGGAGCGUUGGAUAUCAGUAAAAUCACCUCCCUGUACGUCUCCUGUGCCGCUGGUCGUUGGGCUGGUUGGUGGCAUCACACUGAUUUGCUUCCUCUCGCUGCUGCUGUUGUGUUGGUGCAGGUAUUCAAAGAAUCUGUGUUGUGACAGGCUCAGCCAGUCUCUGAGAACCAAUCAGAGCUCAGACCCAGCUGUCCAUCACAAUGAAAUCCAGCUUCAAUUGUACUCGUCUCUUCUCCACGGUGACGAGUGCAUCUAUGAAUCAAUCAGAGGAGACACAGAGGAAGGAACCCGGGGUGAUCCAGAGGAGACGUCUGACUACGUUAAUGAAAAUCCACAUUCAGCUACAGGACCACGAUGAAUGGUGCAUCCUCCAGAAAACAAGAACAUGGAAAUCAACAUUCAUCCUUAAACACCUUCACAUAUUAGAAUCACCAGUUUUUUAAUAGCUCGUUGGAAAGAACGACAUGAUCUGGUUUGCAUUUCUUCAUGAAUGAAAAAAUAAAUGCUGUGAUAUUUGCUUUUGUGUUUACGUUCAAUAUUUCAAUUGGCUGAUAUGGGCCUUUAAGAUAUGCACCAAUAUGAAAAGGUUUAUUUUACAGGAUAAACAAUGUGCAUUAAGAUUUUAUUUUACAUUGACAUUUUUUUUGUCUUAAUUCAAGUUCUAUAUAUUCUAUCAUAUUUGUGUAUUCUUUCAAUUCAUCUUGAUUUCUUUGAAAAAUAUUGUUGUACUCAAGCUUUAUUGCCAAUCACUUGUUUAUUGCCAACAAGUGAUAAUUUUUACUCCUUGAUAUCAGUAUUGGCAUUGGCCCUGUAAUAGAAAUGUGAGACCCAUGUUGUAGUUGGAAAUUAAGCUUUUGCAGCCCUGUCUAAAUAUUUUAUGGCAUGGACUGUUUUAUGGCCUGAAAACUGUCAGACCCUUUAGACUCCCUAAAGAACUGAAUGUAUGUCUUUAUCUCCAAAGGAAGCAUAUGUAAAUCAGUUGUCAGUGUUCAGAUUCCUCUCCAAUCCUACGCUUACAGAACCAGUUUGGAUUGGUUCAGAGAGACAGCCCUAGUCCUCCUAUAUAAGAUCAUUGUAUUUGACUGUCCUGCAUCUUCACUCUAAGAUCCUUGUGGUUUCUCUGUUGAUCCUUUCUGCAGAGAGCCCCUUAUUAAAUGCACAAAGACAAA